This is a messenger RNA of Rhizopus microsporus ATCC 52813, 1065 nucleotides long. RefSeq lists its product as uncharacterized. The transcript is spliced from 3 exons. The record is from RefSeq and is a predicted model, not a curated record. NCBI's taxonomy places the organism in Eukaryota, Fungi, Mucoromycota, Mucoromycetes, Mucorales, Rhizopodaceae. The coding region runs from base 73 to 1035 and encodes 320 amino acids. Gene Ontology annotation, molecular function: arylformamidase activity.
UGUCCUGUUCACUUUCAUUUAAAUAAGAGCAAUUAUCCACUUUACGCGUCUCUAAACCUUAUUGAACCACACAUGGCUAAUAACAAGCUACCUAGCUACGACGAAUUACCAAUUGAUAACAAAUACCCCGAUCAUACCGCCUGGGGUUUAUGGGGUGAUGAUGACAACCUUGGUACACUCAAUCUAUUGACAGAAGAAAGAAUAGCCAAUGCAGCUAAAUACAUUCGCCGUGGAGCUAUGUUCCCACUCAACUGGAAACUAGAAUCACCAAAUCCUGCUCUCUUAGGAAGAGCUGGAUUUGAGCACCAUUUAAAGCCCUUGAUAGAGGGAGCCAUAGCAUUCGAUGAUGUCUAUCAAAACUUCAAUACCCAAGCUUCUACCCAAUGGGAUGGUCUCUGCCAUCUAGGUCAUAUUGGCUCUGGCUGUUUUUACAAUGGCGUCAAGCCUUCAGAUAUCCUUAAUAAAUGUGGCCGUUUGGGUAUUCAUCACAUGGCUCGACGUGGUAUCGCUGGACGUGCUGUAUUACUUGAUUAUGGCAGAUGGGCAGAAACAAAUAAGCCUGAUUUUAAUCCUCUCAAGUACACUGAAAUUCCUGUUGAAGAGUUGGAUCAAGUUGCUGCUGCACAAGGUGUCACUUUCGAGAUUGGUGAUAUCCUUCUUCUUCGCACUGGUUGGAUCGCCGCCUAUGAGAAACAUGGUGAAAAAAUAAAGGAAUAUAUCCCAGACGUCCAUCAACCUGAAUGUGCAGGCGUUAAGGCAUGUCAAGAUACAUAUCGAUGGAUAUGGGAUCACCACUUUGCUGCAGUCGCUUCCGAUUGCUUCCCCUUUGAAGCCUUUCCUCCUAAGGACUGGAGUGACUCUUGUCACUCAGCCUUUCUUGGUGGCUUCGGUAUGCCUAUUGGUGAAAUGUUCUACUUGGACAAACUUGCAGAAGAUUCUGCCAAAGACAAUGUUUACACGUACUUCUUUACAAGUGCGCCUUUGAAUAAGGAACACGGUGUUGCUUCGCCUCCCAACGCUAUAUGUAUUAAAUAAACGCUCUCUAUCACUUGUCUUUGAUCUCAU